AUGUCAUACGGCGGAUCGGCAUCCCAAGAUAUAGUGACAAAAUUGAUUAGAAAAAUCCAAAAUACGUCUGUGUCUUGCACCAGGAGGGAUGAAAAUCUAGAUUCUUUUAAUCAACACUUGAAAAUGAGUCUUAAAGUUGCGCAUAACACGAAGACAUUUGCAAAGCAUUGCCUUCAUCGACAAGUAUUCAAGAAUACGUAUCGGAAAAGAAAAGCAGUGGAAGAUCAAAGGAAAAACUUGAACACGCAACUUAGGCAAAAAUUUGCGUCGCCGUCAGACAAUUUGCUUUCACCAUGCUCUAGAAAACUGAAUGAUCACAAGUCAAAACUUUUCUCAGCCAAAUCGCAACCCAAAACACUGGAGUUUGUGCGGGGCAAACAGAAUAUACCACGCAAGCCGAAUGUAGACAUUUAA
This is a messenger RNA of Saccharomyces cerevisiae S288C, 414 nucleotides long. RefSeq names its product Bns1p (gene BNS1). The coding region runs from base 1 to 414 and encodes 137 amino acids. The record is from RefSeq and is marked reviewed. The transcript has a single exon. NCBI's taxonomy places the organism in Eukaryota, Fungi, Ascomycota, Saccharomycetes, Saccharomycetales, Saccharomycetaceae.